Messenger RNA from Neomonachus schauinslandi (Hawaiian monk seal), 3889 nucleotides. It is a transcript of the gene SLC31A1, whose product is annotated as solute carrier family 31 member 1. The coding region runs from base 191 to 727 and encodes 178 amino acids. The record is from RefSeq and is a predicted model, not a curated record. Gene Ontology annotation, cellular component: membrane. Gene Ontology annotation, molecular function: copper ion transmembrane transporter activity. The transcript has 5 exons. Gene Ontology annotation, biological process: copper ion transmembrane transport. NCBI's taxonomy places the organism in Eukaryota, Metazoa, Chordata, Mammalia, Carnivora, Phocidae.
CCUCGGUGGCGGUCGUGGACACGUCGAGCCCGGCAGAAGUGGAGGGGGCUUCCGAAGAGUCGUCGGGGUGGUGACGGGUUAAGGUUCUAAAAGAGAGGUGCCGGUGGCGAGACUAGAUCUGGAAGAAUCUCCUGCUGACUCAACUUUUCCUGGAAACCUGGACCAUUCCCACCAUAAGGAGAUAAGCCACAUGGCUUACAACAGUACAACAGUACCUCAUCACCAUCAUCCAACCACUUCGGCCUCCCACUCCCAUGGCGGGGGAAUGGGCAACAUGAUGAUGCAUAUGACCUUCUACUUCGGCUUCAAGAAUGUGGAGCUAUUGUUUUCUGGUUUGGUCAUCAAUACCGCUGGAGAAAUGGCUGGAGCUUUUGUGGCAGUGUUUUUACUAGCAAUGUUCUAUGAAGGACUCAAGAUAGCCCGAGAAAGCCUGCUGCGCAAGUCACAAGUCAGCAUCCGCUACAAUUCCAUGCCCGUCCCAGGACCAAAUGGAACCAUCCUCAUGGAGACACAUAAAACUGUUGGGCAACAGAUGCUGAGCUUUCCUCACCUCCUGCAAACAGUGCUGCAUAUCAUCCAAGUGGUCAUCAGCUACUUCCUCAUGCUCAUCUUCAUGACCUACAACGGCUACCUCUGCAUUGCAGUAGCUGCUGGGGCCGGCACUGGAUAUUUCCUCUUCAGCUGGAAGAAGGCAGUGGUCGUGGACAUCACAGAGCAUUGCCAUUAACGUUAAACUCCAUGGUGCGGCCUUAUCUAUUGCAGUAGGAAGCAGUUCAAGACUGAAAGAUGUGAUUCCUACUCCAACCUUCCCUUCUUGCUCCUUAUCUCCUUACACAUACACACCCCUGCUCAACAGAGGUUUAGCUCCUUAUCUCCUUACACACACACACACACACACACACCCACCCCACCCUCAACAGAGGUUUAGCCUACAGUCUCUGAGUGAAGUGAGAACCUCCCUGUUUGUUCUAAUGAGCUGAGAUUCCCUCAGGAGAUGUCCUCUCCUCCCCCAUCAUCCUAGAUCCAAAUUAUAUGUUCUUGUCCAAGUCAGGUCGCUUCUGUUCAAUGACUUGAUCACUGCUUCCUUUUUUACUCUUCUGUUUUUAUUUGGUUAACAGACAGUAUGUGAAUUUGGUGGGUUUUUCCUGGGCCAGUGAUGGAGAGAGAUUCACUUCAGCUAGGAGUGAUGGCAGCUGAGGGAAAUUCUCGCCCAACUAAACCCAGAACACAAACUUAACAUUGAAAAGUGAGCUCCAGUCUUUGGAUGCGAGGAGUAUGAAGUACAUUGUGCCUUUCAGUGUGAUGUGUGGUACCGAAAUCUCAGUAGUUUGCAGAAAGGUGGUUUGAGACUAAAUAUGGGCCUGGAGCUUGCAGAAGUGUGUAUGCAUUCUUGGGUGGCUGACUCAUCAACUUGUAUUCCUACUUAACAUUUUGAUCAGAAUGAACUUGUCAAUCAAAAAAAGAAGAGGACAAUCAAUUUGAGAAAAACAGAAAUAGAUAUUUUAAAAUAAAACCAUUGAUAUUUUACUUUCCGUACCUUGGAUUGUCACAGCUGAAUGAAGCAAAAGAAUGUGAAUUGUUUUCUUUUGUUAUUGUUUUCAGGUGUUGGCCUCUGAACCAGUUUUCAAACUCUAGCCUGCAUCAGAAUCACCUGGAGGGCUUGUUAAAACAAGUGUUAAAACUAGUGUUAAAACACUAGUUUCUGGGCCUCAACCCGGAGCCCCCAAAUUGGCAUUUCUAACAAGUUCCCAGGUGAUGUCCCUGCUGAUGGUCAGGGGACCAUGCUUUGAGAAUCUCUGCUUUAAACUAAGGAAGUGUCACCUGGUGGGAUGAGCUACCUGGUACUGGACACAGGCAUUUGAAUUGACAAUUGGUAGGUAGUAUGUCUAAGCUUAAUUCGUGUACUAAAUGCUGCUGGUCAAUACUUAAUCAUUCCACAAACAUGUAUUCAUCUCCAGCUGUGUGUACGUGUGCCCAAGGACUGUAGCUAAAGUAACUUUUAUCAGUAUGUAUGAAAUCACUAGUCUUUAUUUUUAAAGGUCUGUGGUUUCUUGGAAGUAGCUCAAAGAUUAAGGAAGACCUUUGAUCUGCAGUGUAAAAUCAGCCAGUCAUGGGUCAGGAGGGCAAAAGCCCAGCCCUCUCUUCGGAGAGGUUUAGGGUAUGGUCUGCUGAUGACCAGAUUUUCCUCAGCCCCCAAUAUCCAUGUCCACACCAAGCAGAUCCUCGUUCUCUAUGUGACUGUCUUUGUUACUCUUGGGGGUUUCGAUAGAUCACAUGUGGCCAAAACCUCUUUUUCUCAAUGAAGAAUCAUAUUGGACUUUUAUUCUGUUCAGUUAGUUUACACCACAGCCUGGUCCUCAAUCCAGACUACCUGUGUGAAGUGACUCUUCCCAUGCUGGUCUGUUAAAUCCUGCCCUCCUUGGUGCUAGACUCCAGUCGUGCCUCAGGGCACACGAGAAAACACACAACUCUUCUGUUGGCCUCUGUUGUGGUUUUGAAGUUUGUACUUUCUCUGUGGGUGCCAGUUAAAUAUUGGAGAGCGAGGAAUGUGUACUUCCCUGGCUUUAAACCAAGAGAAGGUUACGAGCUUACUGGAUCGAGGGUAAAAUCUGAGAACCAACAUUUAGAGUUUUGUGCUUUUCUCUCAUUCCAACCCCUUGUAGUACUGAUCUUUCGCAUGAGCGGAGUGAAUGACAGGUAGUGACAGAGUCCAAAAUGAAGGUGUAAAUAGCCAGUUAUUGUCUCAGUAGCCAAGGAAUAAUAAAACUGAGAAAUAAAAUACGACUCAAUGUAAAAGUGACCCUGGUGCUCUUUAGAAAUCUUGGCCUGAGCUGCUAUAAAAUACCCUUUCAGAAACAAGACCUUAUCAGUAAGGUAAGAAAAAUCAAGGCCAGUUAAGGCAAAGUGCUGUGAAUUUGAAACUCAAUGGAGAAACAUCAGUCUGGGAUAGGUCUUCAGGUAUUCAAGAUAGAGUGUCAUGAAAAACCUGAAUUCCAGCAAUUCUUAGAUUAGGUUGCCAAAGGAGGAAGGUAGUGAAGGAGAAAAAAUGGAAAGCUUAAAUUCCAUCUUUCUUGAGCUUUUAGAUUGUGAUAAUGAUCUCAUUGACUUUCAUUUCUGUAUCCCUGUUGAUCUGGAAUUUAGUGCCUGACUUUUGUUCUUUUGGAUCCAAAUUUCUCUUUUCCUCCUUCCCUGUUCACAUCUCUGAGAAGCUGGUAUCCCCAUUUCUUUGGUCCCCUAUUCUGCUUUCCUUUCCCUUUCUUUCAGUCUUUAAUCCCAUGUAUCCAGUUUAUGAAAUCUCCCUAGCCCUCCUGAGGCAGUGGAGAUACCAACCAGAAGUUGUAAAACUUAGUAGAGACCUGACGCACAUUUUGAGGAGAAAUUGUCCUGUUGGAAUUGCUCGAAGGGCUACCUACUGGCACCAUCAGCAGAGUUACAGAAUCUUAGGUGCUGUCUAAGGAGGAACUUGGAGGAACACGCAGCCCCUCAUUGCCUACAAACAGGGAAUCCUGUGUGUCCACCAGGGAAUUAGAAAUUAAGGUUUCUUCACUACUUCUAUGGUAGGGCUGUCUGGAAUUCUGUUUCAGACUGUGAGGCUCUGGGCUUGGAAUCUAGCCACAAGGGGUUUCUUAUAAGGAGCUGGAAGGGGAGGGGGCAGGGGUUACACGUUCAUGUCAUUUCAUUUUGAUCCUGCUCUCUCCAUGUUUCUUUCAGAAGAUAAAUCUAAAGAUACAAAGUCUGCAUUUGAUAUAAUGCCUUAAUCACUGAGUCUACAAUUAAUGUUGACUGUUUUAGAUUGUAAGCUCCUGGAGAGCAGUAUUGCUGUAGUAGGAAUGUGUUAACAGUGUCAUAUGUGAAAGAACAAAAUAAAUACUUUGAUUUUGUGAUUCUA